AUGUUCUCGAAGAGGUUGACGGCGUGGCAGACAGUCGUCAUCACCAUGAUAUAUCUCUAUGCGACCCGCAACUUCAGCACCUUGGUCGGCCUAGCUAGUCCAGAGCCCCUCUCCAACAUGUACGAUGCGACCUAUUUCCGGGCAACUUGGGUACUGACCGCACUGGACGCGGGUUUCUGGACGGCUAUGAAGAUCAAAACCAAGUGGCUCCGAGACCUGGCAAGCAUUGUCUUUUCUGUCUUCUACAUGAUUGCUGCGGAAAAGGCGGACGAGAAGGUGCGCAAGGUCAGGGGUAACCUGACGGUGGACCAUCUGAGAGUCAGUUGGAACAAGGGCACAACUCCUUACCUUCGCUUCUUCCAAGGCCUCAUCCGGCCACGAUUCACGAGAUGGCCGCCGAGAGCUAUUCGCAUUCCUCGGCCGGCAACCAGUGACUACAAAGAGACGGUUUCUGCGUGGUUGUACUAUGAUGGGCCUCUCUCUGAUUUGGAGAAUCACAAUAAGAUUGUGUUGGACAUCCCUGGUGGAGGCUUCGUUGCUAUGGACCCCCGAUGCAAUGAUGACCGACUCCUUGCUUGGGCUGCGAAGACCGGGUUACCUAUACUAAGCUUGGACUACAAGAAGGCACCCGAAUAUCCUUAUCCAUACGCCUUGAACGAAUGCUACGACGUGUACACAACAAUCAUCAAGAGCAAGGGACGGUGCAUAGGCUUGUCCGGGAAAGAAACCCCGAAGGUUGUCGUCUGCGGUGACAGCGCAGGAGGGAGUUUGGCCGCCUCGAUGACUCUGAUGAUUGUUGAGAGUGGCUCAUCUGCUGUCCGUCGUUUCCAGGGUCAAUCCGAUCUUCCUCUGCCAGAUGGUCUGAUCCUGUUUUAUCCCGGUCUCGACAUGAACAUUGGAAACUGGAUGUCUGACGAGCAGAUGUCUCUGAUUAAGGAUCGCAGGAUGCGGGUGGCCAACAAGGCAAUCAUCCGUCGGAAGAGCAUGCAGUAUAAUGAUCUCGUGGGCACCCCCCACCACUCUGAUGACGAGGAUGAUACACGACGACCCUCUGUUGAAGGAAUCGGAGGUGCUAAACAGAGCCGAUCUUCCAGUCCGAAGGAACCCAGUAGCCCUCAUCCAGAGUACGCACAUUCUGGUCCAACGAGCUGGAGCAAGGCAAAACAACCCCCGUCGACCGACGUUGCGAGGACGAACAGUACGUCCUAUCACGCUGAACCUCUCCAGACGCGCCUAGCGAUGUCAUCCAUGAUUUCCUAUUUCAAUGACCGUAUCUUGACCCCGGAGAUGAUGCGCGCCAUGAUCAUUCUCUACGUCGGUCCUCACAACCGCCCCGACUUCUCCUCAGACUACCUCCUCUCGCCCAUCCUCGCACCCGAUAUGCUGCUUGCGCGCUUUCCAAAGACUUACUUUCUAACCGGCGAACGGGAUCCCCUCGUCGACGACACAGUCAUCUUCGCCGGCCGGCUCCGUCGCGUCAAGGCCGCCUUCCAUGCCUCGGGCGGCCGACGGCUCGAGUACAGAGAGUCAGACGCGCAAGCGCCGGGCUUCAACGACAAGGAUGUUGCGGAGGUCAUCCUGAUCCCGGGUAUUUCACACGGCUUCCUGCAGUUCCCAACCGUAUACCCGCCCGCGUGGAAGCUGAUCGACCGCUCGGCGCAUUGGAUCGAGGAUAUUUUCGCAUCAGCGGCGCAGCGCGAGCGGGACCGCAAGGCUGCGCUGGUCAGCACCACUGCAGUCGCAGCGCUGGAUGGCGAUAGGCACCACCAGCGGACGGAGUCAAGUGGGGACGAGGACAGGCCGUUGGAGAUGAGCAUGACGAGGGCGCGGACAAAGUCGCUGACGAACGGGGCAAAGGCAAAGGGCGUGCCCGAGAGGAUCCCUGAGGAGUCCCCGGAGAAGAAGGGCAAGAAGAAGGUGAAUGGACGGACGAGCAGGAGGGAUGAUAAAUCUCUCGUGAAAUUGAAUAGCUCGGAUGACUUGCUUGGGCGCAGAAUGCAGGGACUUGUGGGUGGAUUGACUGGACUGGGUGAGGAAGAGUAA
Messenger RNA from Phaeoacremonium minimum UCRPA7, 2043 nucleotides. Its product is annotated as putative hormone-sensitive lipase protein. Lineage: Eukaryota; Fungi; Ascomycota; Sordariomycetes; Togniniales; Togniniaceae. Gene Ontology annotation, cellular component: cytosol. Gene Ontology annotation, molecular function: sterol ester esterase activity; triacylglycerol lipase activity. Gene Ontology annotation, biological process: triglyceride catabolic process. Bases 1 to 2043 code for a protein of 680 amino acids. The transcript has a single exon. The record is from RefSeq and is a predicted model, not a curated record.